Messenger RNA from Menidia menidia (Atlantic silverside), 3068 nucleotides. The record is from the annotation of a GenBank genome assembly. NCBI's taxonomy places the organism in Eukaryota, Metazoa, Chordata, Actinopteri, Atheriniformes, Atherinopsidae.
CGGUUUGAGUUGUUGUAGUAGAAACAAGGUAAAAAAAUCACUUUGCCAAUAAAAGCAUUCAGUAAUUGCAAAGUUAAGAUAUAUAAGUGCUUUGUAGAUGCUGCUAUAAUCAAAGUACUGUUUAUUGAAAAUUAGUUCCAGUACAUGGAUUUGUGUUAGUUACUAAUAUAAAGGUUCCACUUUAGUUGUUAUCCUGCGGAUGAAAUACGGUAACACACGGGAAGAAGAUUCUCGCAACUGCAAGCAGGUUUACUAUCAGAUUCAAUACUUUGAAAGCCGAAAACGUCUGGUUUUGUGCAAACGCAAACAACGGAAAAGUUUGUGAACUGCGACGGUCGGAGUUUGCUGAGUACAGGGUUCAGCUCGGCGUGCAUGAAAACACGCAUGUUCGAUAACACUUUACCAGAUAGUUAAAAAAAAUGUCGGAGAGUUCUGACAGCCGCACUAAAACGCUAAACUUCAAUGUCGGCGUGCUCGGACAUGUUGACAGCGGGAAGACUUCACUCGCCAAAGCGCUGAGCAGCACGGCGUCUACGGCUGCCUUCGACAAGAACCCGCAGUCCCGGGAGCGAGGGAUCACGCUGGACCUCGGUUUCUCCUCUUUCACGGUGGACUUUCCCGAUCACCUGCGAGACAGUGAAGGGCAGCAGCCAUAUGACAGCCUUCAGUUUACUCUGGUGGACUGUCCGGGCCAUGCCUCUCUGAUCCGGACUAUUAUCGGAGGUGCCCAAAUCAUAGACCUGAUGAUACUGGUGGUGGAUGUGGUGAAGGGCGUGCAGACUCAGACUGCAGAGUGUCUGCUGAUAGGAGAGCUGACGUGCCCUCGCAUGGUCGUCGUCUUGAAUAAGAUUGAUCUACUGCCUCCCAACAAGAGACAAAGUUCCAUUGAGAAAAUGACCAAAAGGCUACACAAAACGCUGGAGAACACCAGAUUUAAGGAAUGUCCAGUGAUUGCUGUGGCAGCCAGGCCUGGGGGCCCAGAGGCCUCUGACACAGAGGAGCCACAGGGAGUGCCACAGCUCAUAGAGCUUUUGAAGAAGCAGACGUACUUCCCGAAAAGAGACCCCAAAGGUGACCUUCUUAUGGCUGUGGACCACUGCUUCUCCAUCCGCGGCCAGGGAACUGUCAUGACUGGGACCAUCCUGCAGGGGUCACUGGCCAUAAACGAUUCAGUGGAAAUUCCUAUGUUGAAGGUGACCAAGAAAAUAAAGUCGGUGCAGAUGUUUCGGAAGCCAGUGUCUGGGGCCAUGCAGGGGGAUCGAGUGGGUGUGUGCGUGACACAGUUUGACCCCAAACUGUUGGAGCGAGGUUUGGUGUGCACUCCCGAGUCCCUGCGCACCCUCUUUGCAGCGGUCAUCUCUGUGAGGAAGAUAGGCUACUUCAAGGGCUCUCUUGCCACCCGUGCCAAGUUUCACAUCACAGUGGGCCAUGAGACGGUCAUGGGGAGGGUGACCUUCUUUGGCCUGACCCCCUCUGACUCUAAACAAGCUGAGUCAGAGCCCUGCUCACUCCAAACACCCUUUAACUUUGACAGGGAGUACUUAUAUCUGGAUGAAUAUGCCACUGGCCAAGGAGACGGGAGCCCUGGGCCUGACCCAGAGCAAUGGGCCCUAUUGCAGUUUGAUCGUCCUGUCACAUGUCCUGCUCUCUGUCUGGUAAUCGGCUCCAAGCUGGACACGGAUAUCCACGCCAACGCGUGUCGGCUGGCCUUCCAAGGGCGCCUUCUGCAGGGUUUCGAAGAUAAAGGCUACGCCGAGACCGCUCUGCCCCGUCUGCGCAUCUACAAGACCAAACACAAGGAGGGACAGGUGGAGAGGGUGACCGAUGACUACACCGUGAUUGGCCGCAGUCUGUUCAAGAAAGAGACCAACCUGCAGCUAUUCGUGGGGUUGAAGGUCACUCUGUCGACCGGCGAGAGCGGUGUCAUAGAGGGAGGCUUUGGACAGAGCGGGAAAUUCAAGAUUCGUAUACAAGAGGGUCUUCGCCCAGAAACCAAGCAGUGUUUGUCUUCCUCCGCAAAGAAGAAAGGGAAGAGUGGGAACAAAGGGGCAACAGCAAAUGAAGAGGAGCCCAAAGCAGACUCCCAACCCGUUAGCAUACACCUGCAUUUCAAGAGAUAUGUUUUCGAUCCUCAUAAAAAGAUGGUUCAGACUUGACCUCUUGCACACUUUUCUGUUUUAUUUCAUCCUGGAGCACCAGCCACAGACAGAGAACAGCAUCAGAGGUCUCAUCCAGGUGGGGUCACCAACAGCCUUGGAUAUGAAGGAUGUUAGCUUUUAUUGCCUUUUUUUCUGGAGCGAGUCUGCUUAAAUGCAAUGAUUGUGGCAGACGGAACUCCUGUUUUAAGGAGCAGGGUGUAAUCCCAUUAGCUGCUCUUAUGUUUUUUAACUCAGGAUUUUUGUUCCGCUGAUGAAAUCUGAAUGAAUUUCUCUGACGAGCAACAAACCUGUCUUUCAUCAUGUUUUGAAUUCCUGAUCAACAGAAAGACAUUAGCAUAAAUCUGAGAGCUUAGUGUGUUGCAGAUAACACUUCUUUGGCUCCAACUUUUCGUCUCCAGACUCAUUACUCUGGAAGCCAGUUGGUUGUCAUUUCUACAGAGUUCAUCUCAGUUUCAGGUGAUUAUUGAUUUGACACUGAGGUGUAUUUGCUGGGUCUGAAUCAAAUGCUGAUCGUCUGAGAAAGAUAAAUAAAACAAACUGCAAUAUUUGCCCUAAAUCUGGAUGUGCCAACUAUUAUUGUUCGUGAUGCAUGAAAUAAACAAUGUUUUCAAACUCCAUUUACAGAUAAACUGAUAAAUCAGUACAAUGUUAGAAAAGGUGUCACAAUAAGCAUAUAACAAAACAGAAUAGUAAGCAAUGAACAGGAAUUAAACCUUGAGUAAAUAAUGAAGUCAAAAUGUGUUAAUGACUUAUUGAACUCCUAUCCAGAAUGCCUCCUUGUAGCUAAAUUUGACCCACUUUCCAAUUUUGCGCAUCCCCUUGCAUUUUCUAACGCCUAUCCAUUAUUUAUACCGCUUUAUCUAGCAGAAAGAGGGGCUGGAUAUCCCUGCUGACCCUGGGCAGGAGGUG